Molecule: messenger RNA, 1349 nt
Organism: Helianthus annuus (common sunflower)
Lineage: Eukaryota; Viridiplantae; Streptophyta; Magnoliopsida; Asterales; Asteraceae
Exons: 12
Coding region: 173-1210 (345 amino acids)
Source: RefSeq, a predicted model, not a curated record
CUCCAACACUCCAUACCUCAUUCGCAUUUAAACAAGACUUGAUUUGAGUUUUCCAGUUUUGACGUUUGCCACAAGAAGUACUAAAAGUGCAACUAAAAUCACAAAUCACUGAGAAAGAGAGCUCCCUAUUUAUAUCGAUAAUUUGUAGGGGGGAGAUAUUCUCUCUAAAAUCAUGUCUAUUUCAGCGACAUCAACAACCUUCAAUCCACUCUCCUCACUCUACACCCUUUCCCCAAUCACCACCAAUCUCCCCCAUUCUUCAGUAUCCACACCCCCUUUGCGCUAUAAUGGUGCUCGUCUUCUUGGUUUUGUUCCUCGUGCUGUUUCGUCACAAGACCAAGGUGUUUUCGAUUCUGAAUUACAUUCUGUACUUCAGUUGGCUACAGGCUCUGAAUUGUAUGAGGUGGAAAGAAUUCUUUUUGGCACCAGUUACUUUAGUCCAUUGUUGAAGUCCAUAGCAAAACCUUCCAAUGUCGAUUAUGUGAUGAUCGAGGAAGACCCGGAAGAGAGAGAGGAGUUUAUAAGCAUUUUGGAAGCUAGAUUCUUCUUCCUUGCAGCCGAUGCUCGAUCCUCACUGAGGGGUUGGCGGCCAACUUACAGGAAUGUUUUGCUUGGUGUGAGAAAAGAAUUAAAAAUACCCUGUUCAACAAAACUAUCAACCGAAGAUUUGGAAAUAGAGAUUUUCCUUCAUUUGUUGCAGGAGUACUCAAGCGAAGGUUCUGGAAGCUUGAAACGUGGGUCUGAUAGUCUGGAAGUUGGAUUAAGUCCGUGGAAGGUACAAGCAUUUGCUGCUUUAGGACGUGGGGCAGAAGAGUUCAUUACAAUGGUUCUAAAGGGUGGAGGGAUGUUCACAGUGGGAAGACUAUACAAUUUGAUAUCAAGUAAGUUAUCGGGGAAGGUGUUCUUAGAAGCAGCCAACUAUCAAAUAAAGAAGGAAGUUCUCAAGGAGGGUGGACGCCUGGCAGCUAUUAACUUGGAGUCAAGAGCAGCCUUACUUGCAGCAAAACAAGGGCUAAAGGGCGCUGCAUCUAGAUAUCUUGGCGUUCGGAGCAUAAUGGUGUUACUUGGUCCAAUGCUAUGGGGAACGUUUCUGGCGGACCUUGUUAUUCAAAUGCUUGGAACUGAUUAUGCAAGAAUCUUGCGUGCAAUUUAUGCAUUCGCACAGAUUAGAAUCUCACGAACAUACAGGCUACCGUCUGAUAGCAGCUGAGAAUACUAACUUUGUUUAAUGGUUGUUUUGUGUACAUACAUAUAUGUAGUUUGAGAUGCAGACGGCUUACACGCAAAAACAUGUAUCGACUAUUUAGCUUAUAAUUUGUCGUUAUCAAGAUCCAGAAUCUACUUUUUUU